UCCUCGCCCUUGCUAUUCAUUAAACUGAUUUCAAUCUCAACUGCUCAAUUUACAAGAAACGAAAUUAGCCUCUCUUCCUUAACUCGUCUUCGACUCUCUACAACUACGCUCAUUUAUUCUUCUAUACUGGACUUCUUAGAUCAUAACACACUCUCAACCUUUUAUUCAAAAUUCUCUUUUUAAUCUUAUGGGCAUUCUCAAUAUUCCAUUUUUGCCUUAUUUUCCCCAAAUUAACAAAAUCCAUUAUCAAAAAACUACAACUCCGCUAAUCAUUUCCUGCAAUUCUAAUAACCCCAGAACUGAGGAAGACAAGAAAGUUAGGAUAAGCCAAUUGGGGUUACUUAAUCUUUCUGUUACACUCAGUGUAAUAUCAACUUUACUUGCACAACCCGCAAAUGCAGCAAAAGUGUCUGAACAGAGGUGUUUGACGAAAAAAAUUGAAGCUUCAACACCAUAAGAGUUGAAAAAAUGGCCACAAGGUCUUCCAACUGUGAGCAAUAGGAUACCUUAUACAGAAAUAUUGGAUUUGAGAAGUGGAGCGAAACUUAAGCAUAUAAUUAAACCACCUAAUGUUGGGUUAAAGCAAAGGCCAGAGGUAGUUUUAGCUUUUUUAGAUGAUUCUAAGCUUGUUAAAAUUCUGUUACCUUCUGUUGAGAGUGAUCCAAGAUUUUGGGCUGAAUGGGAUGAGUUAAAAGUUGAUGGAUUUUGUGUGUGAGUCUCUUCACCACCAUUGAAAAAACCUGAGCUUCCUUCGUCUUAUUUGGGGUUCUUGUCAAAGAUUCCAGCUUGAUUUUUUUUUUGUGAAGGCCAAGCCAUAGUCGAAAAAGGCCUUGGAGUUGAAGAGGGCGAGAGAAGAAUUAAAAAGAAGGCAAAAGCAGGAGUUGGAGAAGAUGCGAAACGAGAGAGAGGAUGAAGAAGGCAAUGAAAAUGCAGAAGAAAUUGAAAGAGAGGAAAAGAAAAGGAGAGUUAAAAAGAAUGAGGUAUGAGGAGUCCUUACGUUAAGCGAGUAGAAGUUCUCAGGAUAUGGCAAAAGUGUGGGAAAACUUAGCUAGUGAUUCAAAUGUUGCCACUGGUCUUGGUUUGAUUUUCUUCUACAUAUUUUAUAGAACUGUUGUAUUUAGUUAUAGGAGGCAGAAAAAGGAUUAUGAGGAUAGGUUGAAGAUAGAGAGAGCAGAUGAUGAGAAGAAAAGGAAGAUGAUGGAAUUGGAGAGGGAAAUGGAAGGGAUUAAGGGUGUUGAUCAUGACGAAGAAGAAGGAAGGAAAGGGGAGGAAAAUCCUUAUAUGAAGAUGGCUAUGCAAUUUAUAAAGUCAGGUGCUCGUGUUCACAAAGCACGCAAUAAGAAACGUCCCCAGUAUUUAGAUAGAGGUGUCAAUGUUUAGUUCUUUGAUAUUGCUGGUCUUGGAAAAAUUAGGGAGAAGCUUGAGGAAAAUUUCAAACUAUUGCAGGGAGAUGAAUUGCAGGCGAAGAGUCAAAA
Solanum dulcamara is the source of this 1475-nucleotide messenger RNA. Its product is annotated as probable inactive ATP-dependent zinc metalloprotease FTSHI 2, chloroplastic. The record is from RefSeq and is a predicted model, not a curated record. The transcript has a single exon. Bases 1024 to 1380 code for a protein of 118 amino acids. NCBI's taxonomy places the organism in Eukaryota, Viridiplantae, Streptophyta, Magnoliopsida, Solanales, Solanaceae.